Molecule: messenger RNA, 1617 nt
Organism: Lachancea dasiensis
Lineage: Eukaryota; Fungi; Ascomycota; Saccharomycetes; Saccharomycetales; Saccharomycetaceae
Source: the annotation of a GenBank genome assembly
AUGAUCGAUAAGUUGAGAGUUGAUUACUCGCUGUACUUGGUUACAGACUCGACUAUGCUUCCACCUGGUACCACUCUGGAGUCCCAGGUUCUGGCUGCUCUCCAAAACGGUGUAACACUGGUACAAUUGCGUGAAAAGGAGACUGAUACCAAAGUGUUCAUUGAGCAGGCUCUCAAGGUGCAGAAGUUGUGCUGGGAAUUCCAAGUGCCAUUAAUCAUUAACGAUAGAGUUGAUGUGGCACUUGCGAUUGACGCCGAUGGUGUUCAUGUAGGGCAGGAUGAUAUGCCGAUCGCUAUGGUUCGUAAGCUGGUUGGCCCAGACAAAAUUGUUGGUUGGAGUGUUGGCUACGAACGUGAAGUUGAAGAACUAGCGGCCAUGGGUCCCGAAGGCGUGGACUACAUCGGUCUAGGUAUGGUUUUCCCCACAAAUACCAAGAAAAACGCUAAAAAGAGCCCCAUGGGGCCUCGAGGAGUCUCCAAGUUGCUAGACUCUUUGCAAAAGACCAAUGCUACCUGGUGUAAGACAGUUGCUAUUGGUGGACUUCAUCCUGACAAUAUUCCUCGUGUCCUCUAUCAAAUGUGUUCCGAGGAUGGGAAGAGAAGUAUCGAUGGUAUAGCUGUAGUCAGUGAUAUCAUGGCCUCCCAAGAGGCGGGGAAUGCUGCUAAAAAACUUCGCAGCUUGAUUGACUCAAGGAGCUACGAGUUUGCAAAUGGUGUGAGUGACCUUUCGGAUGUCAAGCAACUAAGUGCUAUUGAGGAGACUUUUGUGGACACAACAGCGGCCACUUCCCCGUUGAUUCACCACAUAACAAAUAAAGUUCACCAGAAUUUUGGUGCUAACGUGGCACUUGCCCUGAAAUCAUCUCCAAUAAUGUCAGAAGUUGCAGCUGAAUAUAAAGAACUUUCUGAAGUUCCUCAUGCAGUUCUUUUAUUGAACACGGGUUCGGUGGCUCCUUUAGAGAAUAUGGUAAGUGCAAUUCGUGCAUAUAAUGAGGCAAAGAGGCCCAUUGUUUUUGAUCCAGUGGGUUUCAGUGCCACAUCUGCUAGAUUGGUGCUAAACAGCCACCUAUUGGCCUACGGUCAAUUUGCCUGCAUCAAAGGUAAUGCUGGUGAAAUUCUCUCAAUUGCUGACUUGAACGUCGGGAAAAUGAGGGGUGUUGACUCGGGUGAUUCUGUAUCUGAUCUUGCCGUCAUUAUUAAGGCAACGCGACUCGUAGCGUACCGAUAUCGAUGCGUAGCAGUUUGCACUGGCAAAGUUGACAUUAUUGCUAAUGGUCUAAAUGCUGGCAAAUAUGAACUUUCAACGGGUUCUGUUAAACCAUCGCUGUUGCCGGCAUUCAAAGUCGAAAGUGGGGAUUUGGAAAUUAUGGGAAGAAUCACGGCAAGCGGUUGUUCGUUGGGUACAACGAUUGCAUGCCUCAUUGGUGGAAUAACGAACAGCCAAAACCUGUUCUCUGCUGUUCUAACCGCCGUUAGAUUAUACAAGUCUGCUGGUUAUCUUGCGUCACUGAGCUGCAAAGGAACGGGAAGUUUCCAAGUGAGCUUGAUUGAUUCCUUGGAUCAACUGCUCCAAGCCAAUCAACCAUCAACAUGGAAAGCAACUGUCAAGGCGGUUUAA